This is a messenger RNA of Tripterygium wilfordii, 1223 nucleotides long. Its product is annotated as coatomer subunit epsilon-1-like. The transcript has 7 exons. Gene Ontology annotation, biological process: intra-Golgi vesicle-mediated transport; retrograde vesicle-mediated transport, Golgi to endoplasmic reticulum; endoplasmic reticulum to Golgi vesicle-mediated transport. Bases 85 to 963 code for a protein of 292 amino acids. Gene Ontology annotation, cellular component: COPI vesicle coat. The record is from RefSeq and is a predicted model, not a curated record. Lineage: Eukaryota; Viridiplantae; Streptophyta; Magnoliopsida; Celastrales; Celastraceae. Gene Ontology annotation, molecular function: structural molecule activity; protein binding.
AACCGCCGGUCACGAUUUCCAUCCAAAAGCAAGUUCUUCUCCAGAUCUACCAAACGAAUCAUCGAAGAUCCCAUCGAGAGGGAGAUGGCAGCACCAGACCAGCUCUUCAAUCUCCGAAACAACUUCUACUUGGGGGCUUACCAAGCUGCCAUCAACAACAGCGACCUACCGAACCUCUCCCCGGAGGACGCCGUCGAGCGCGAUAGCCUUGUCUACCGCUCUUACAUUGCCCUUGGCAGCUACCAGCUUGUGAUCAAUGAGAUCGACUCCUCCGCUGCUACGCCUCUCCAGGCCGUGAAAUUGCUUGCUCUCUAUCUCUCCAGUCCUGAUAAUAGGGAAUCAACGAUUACUAGCUUGAAGGAGUGGUUGAAUGAUUCAGCCAUUAGAAGCAACCCUAUUUUGCGGCUUAUUGCUGGGACCAUAUUCAUGCAUGAAGAGGACCAUAAUGAGGCUUUGAAACACACCAAUACUGUGGUUCAUGCGGCGAACAUGGAACUGCAUGCGCUUAAUGUCCAAAUAUACAUAAAGAUGCAUAGAUCAGAUUAUGCAGAAAAGCAGUUGCGGCUUAUGCAACAAAUUGAUGAGGACCACACUCUUACUCAGCUUGCAAAUGCAUGGGUGAAUUUGGCAGUGGGUGGUUCUAAGAUACAGGAAGCAUAUCUCAUCUUCCAAGAUUUUUCUGAGAAAAAUAUAAUGACAGGGCUGAUCCUGAAUGGGAAGGCAGUUUGCUGUAUGCACAUGGGAAACUUUGAUGAGGCUGAAACAUUGUUGCUUGAAGCUCUAAACAAGGAUGCCAAGGAUCCAGAAACUCUAGCCAAUCUUGUUGUGUGCAGUCUCCACCUUGGUAAAUCCUCUUCACGUUAUCUGAGCCAAUUGAAACUUUCUCAUCCUGAUCACAUACUUGUCAAACGUACAUCGUCUGCAGAAGAAAGCUUUGAGAGGGCAAUUCAAGCAGCUGCUUGAAAACUGGGCUUUAGACAACAAGGUGAAAAGUGCUUGUUAAUCCUGACGUGUUACACUGCCACCUUGAUUACAUUUUGGCUUUUGUAAUUUACAGAAAAAAACACAAAGUUAAAUUGAGAAUAUUUGCAUUUGACUUGGAGUUGGAUGCUUUGAGUCUUAAAGCUUGAUACAAGUAAUCUUCGUAUGGCUUUUGUGUUAAAUAUUUUUUAAACAUGUACUGAAUUUUAAGCUUAAUGUUGGAUGCUUCCUAUUCGUUUUUC